CUGCACUGGUUCAGCCAUGGCAAAGGGCGCGAACUCAUCGCUCUCAGUGAUAUGCGCGAAGCCAAAGCAAUCAGUUCAGACGACACCCAACGUCUCUUCACCCUCAACAUGCUUGACGGCAGCACCUUUUCCCUAGCGGCGCCCAACAAGGACAAGCGGGACAGUUGGCUGGAAGCCCUGAACACCUUUGCCGUACGUGAUGUACCAGCGAUUGACACUGUGGGCUCUAUGAACUCGAUACGGUCGGUGGCGUCGCUGACGUCUCUGUCCACCAUGAUAUCCAUAGCGGAGCAGAGGUUAGCACAGCGCAGUGUUAGUCUGAAGGAAGGUUUCAUGCAUCAACCGAAUACACCCCUGGCCCAGCAUCGCCAGUCCCAGGGAUCUCUACGAUCGAGCGGUGGUCUCGGCGUGGUCUCCUCUCCGCGCAUGUCUGUGGGUGGGCCUAUGUCCUUCUCUGCGGUGCAAACAUUACCUCCCACAAGCGUGUACAACAUAUCGCUGGCUGUUCUUCUGAGGUACGUGGGCGGAGUGGCGUGCUUUGUGGCGGCUUGUUUGGCGCUGGGGUUGAGUCCGAGUGUUAUCUUGGCGUGUGCGGGGACAGGCCUUUUGGCGUGCUCGCACCAGUUACAAAACCUGCAGGGCGGCAAGUACGCCUGUGUGAGUGUGGAGGUGACCACCGAUGCAGACGACGGCGAGCUGGUCAAGAUAGUCACACGUGUAGGUAUGCCUCGCGACAGUGCCGAGGCUCAGAAGGCGAAGCACAUCCGAGACAACGAGGCAGAGGUGCAGGUGCCGAGCGGUUCUAGCUUCAAUGCACGAUCGGCUACUAAUACUAAGGAUGAAGCCACGUGUUCCCGGGCUGUUGCUAUAAGUGAUACGAAUACAACCACAUCUGCGACCGGUGUAUCUGAGGUGUCGAAGGCUUCUAAUGUGUCGGAUUCGCCACACGUGUGUGGGAGCAGCCGGAGUGUCGGUUCCACCAACUCAACGGCAACGUCUGAUUCGGCUGUAGCUGUAGAGGCGGAAGAAGUUGAGCAGAAAGUAGACCCCAGAGAUCCCGAUGGCACCAGGAUUCAGGCGGUACGUG
Sphaeroforma arctica JP610 is the source of this 1087-nucleotide messenger RNA. RefSeq lists its product as hypothetical. The record is from RefSeq and is a predicted model, not a curated record. NCBI's taxonomy places the organism in Eukaryota, Ichthyosporea, Ichthyophonida. The transcript has a single exon. The annotation marks the transcript as partial.